AUUGUCCUUUGUAGUUUGAAAAGUCAGUGUAUACUCAAUUUGUGGGAAUGCAUAGACAAAGUCUACAAAAUUCGUUUUGAGGAUUAAUGUUCAAGCUAUUGAGGGCUAUUUACUCCUUUCUCUAUCCCAAAUAGACAAAGGCAUUAGAAAAUAAAAAAAAUUGGGGAAAUACGAAGUUAAAUUUUAGUGUUUUAACAAUAAUGAACGGAAUUUGCCGGACAUGUUUCGAUCCCGGAGAAAAAGAGCUUUACAAUCUGGUCGAUGAAGAUGAGACAGAUUCGAAGACGCUGCUAGAACUAUUAACAGAAGUCGUAAAGUUGGAGAUACCAAUAGACGGUCCGCUACCGAAAAUGAUUUGUGCUGACUGCACGAAAAGUCUUAAAGAGGCGCACAAAUUUAUAACUCGGGUUCAUCAUGUAAAUGAGAGAUAUAUGAAAUUUCUCGCAGAUGGCCAGGAAGAUCCCCUUUUAGAAAACGAUGUGGGGAACAAACUUUCGGACUGUUUGGAAGAGUCUGCGAUUGAUAUGCCGGUUGACCACUAUUUGGACGACAUUAAAUUAGAGGUGGUGGGGGACCAGUAUGGUAUUUUGCUGUUGGAUAAAGAUGUUUCCGCUCAGUUGGAGAAAAAUGACAAGGUAUCAUCGGAGUUCAUAAAAAGCUCCAACAGAUGCACUCUUAAGGAAAUGCAGCAUGAAAGUGAUGAUGAAAUAUAUGAAUCUGGAAGAGACAGCCCCCUGGGUAUUGGCGACGAAAGUAAUGUCCAUGGUUAUGGGGAAAACGAUUCGUCUGACGAUGACUACGAACCCACAAAAAGAAUAAAAUCAGAAGAGGGAUACAGGAAACCCUCUUCAAAAAGAACAACAAAGACGAAAAGUCCACUUUUAGACUGCUAUAAAAGCAUCAAACAUAUUGGAGAUCGAUAUGGAUGUUACAUGUGUGACCAAACAUUUCCCCAGCGCAAAAUCUGCGCUCGACAUAUUGCUUCAAAACAUCUAAAGGAAAGUAUAUUUCUGUGUGAAUACUGCCCUGAAGUAUUUAACCGAGAGGACAAGAUACGACUGCAUGGAAAACGCAUGCAUCCCGACAAACCCAGGAUAUUGGAAGCAGAGGAGGUGUCACAUAUUGUCAAUAACUCGGAGAAAUCGUCCACUGAGGAAGAGGAUUACCAUCAACGGGAUAAAGAUUCUAAUAAAAGGCCACAAAGGAAACGAAGAGUUGGUCGACAAGCUCCGGAUUACUUCGACAAAAUACGGCAAGUGAACGACCGAUUCGCAUGUAUUAUUUGUGAAAAAACUUUCUCCUUGCGAAAAGACUGUGGCCGACACAUAGCAUCUAUACAUUUAAGAGAAAUAACCUUUCCAUGUGAGUAUUGCGGCCAGCAUUUCAGCCGUAAAGAUAAGGUGAGGCAUCACAUUAAGCGCAUGCAUUGCGAUAAAUCCACGUAUCCUAAGAGCAAGCGCAAGGAGUGGAUGUUUGGAGACCGGUUAUACAGUAGACCAACGGAAUGGCUAAUGGUGGAGUGCAAACUCUGCAGUAUGCGUUUUAGUUCUACUAAAGAAUUAAAAAAUCACAUGGAAACUCACAACAAAAUCGAUUCUAUGAUACAUCUUCGAAUGGACAGUGAGGUUAUUACGCAUUUGUUCCCGAAUGAAUUCAAUUUGGGCAGCGUUAAAGAAUUGAUAUGUAAGGACAUUGAGGAAGGUCGGUGGUUUCAAUACUACGCAGUUUUAAAUGAAUUCUCGUAUGAAAUGUCUAUAAGCGACACUGAACCAGAGGAUUUAAACGCGGAAAUGACAAUGCCUAAAUAUAAGUGUGAAAUAUGUGGUCUUGAGUGUCGAUUUCAACAUGAGGCGUUCAACCACUUAAAACAGGAUCAUGAAAAUGAAGAGAUGCCUCUGAAAUGUGGGCUAUGUAAAUUAGAUUUUAUAUCGUCGAAAAUGUUUGAUCGCCACUCCCGUAUUCAUUGCCGUAACAGGAGUAAAAUUCUACUGUGUACCAAAUGUCCUGCCAAAUUCGUAUGGCCAGAAAACAUGAGAAACCAUAACUGUGCAUCAAAACCCGAGAUCAACAGCGAAGACAGGGAGAUUUUUAAAUGUGAUAUUUGCAACCGACCAUUCGAAGUCAAAACUAAAUUUUUGAAACAUUUAGAGAGACAUGAAUUAGAAGAUAGCUCAAACAAAGCUAUUAUUCGAUGUGGCCUCUGCCCACAAACAUUCGAAAAAUUGAAAAAUCUCCGAGAUCAUAUAACACAGCACGCGGACGGUGUAACUGGCAUCGAUUUUCACAAUGGCAUUUAUUUUAAGAGAUUUGAACGGUCAAAAACUCACGACCGUGCAUUGAUACAACAGGAAAUACAAAAUGCAUUCGAGAAAUCUCAAAUAAGCCGAUUCUAUAGGGCUUUAGACAAGGAUGGAAUGGAAAUGGACAUUAUGGAUUCCGACAGCGACCCUGAGUCAACAUCUUUAAUAUACAAAUGUGAACUAUGCCUCACGAUGUUUGGAAAGAGGAAGGCUUUGUUGAAUCACCAAAACGAACAUCAUUUAGGAAUUCCCUUACCGUAUGCGUGCAAGGAUUGUACAAAGGAAUUCGUAAGUGAUGACUUGCUUCAGCAACAUAAAUUUAGGGAAUGCUGGAAUGAAUUUCGACGAGUUGCGCAGCAAUGUGAAUACUGCAAUGCUCGUUUCAUAUGGCCGAAUAAUUUGGUUAAGCACAAGGAAAUAAAGCACAAACAUCAGAAACAACCUCGCCCAAAACGUGCUAGCACUUUGAAAUGUGAAUAUUGCGAGAAAGUGUUCAUUUGGCCGAAAGACUUGGUUCGACAUCGAAAAACGCACACUGAAGGAAAAAAGUUUGGCUGUCCACACUGCAAACGAAGGUUCCAGAGAAAGGAUAACCUUCUCGCUCAUAUACGUACUCACGACGCUAGUAGCAUGCCAUUGAUAACAAACUGCAAUAAGGCUAUUGAGUACAUUCUUCCACACUUAGCUAAACCUCACGGAUGCAAGCGUAUACGUUGCAUGAUAUGUUUUUCAGAACACGCGCACAUUCGCGAUUUACGUUCACAUUUGCGGUCUCACCAAUACGAGAUUAACUUCGAAAAACGCAAGGAAAACGAGAGCAUAGAUCAUAUAUCAAAAAAAAUCUAUCCCGAAGAAGGGUCAAUGUGCGAGGUGGACUUGUUCAGAAAAAUUUCCGCUGAUAUUGCAGCUGAACGGAAUUUGGAACGGUUCUACUCAAUCACAAACGAAUACGGCUAUGAAGUUAGUCUGGACAGUUCGGAAACCGAGAGUGGUGACUCGGAGGAUGAUAGAACCGAUGGUAAAAGUAAUGAUAAGAAUGCAAUUAGCUUAUUAAAAUCAAACCGUGUCUACACGUGCGACAUUUGCCCGCAGUUAACUUUUGAUCGGAAGUACAAGGUUUAUGAACAUCAUCAGAAUGAACAUAAGUGGGAAGAUGGUCGACAUAUUUGUAUUUAUUGCAACGCUCGUUUCUUGUCAUCACUUAUGUUAGAACUACACUACAAAACUCAAUGCAAAAACACAAAAAAACGACACACUUGUCGACGUUGUCCUCUUCGUUUCAUGUGGAGGGACAACCUUAAGACACACAUUGCGAUGGAGCAUCCGAACGAGGCAGCAAAAGAGGUAGAUACAAGCCGCACUUUAAUGAAAAUUUGUCCACUGUGCCAAACCAAGUUCUGCACCCAAAAAGAACUAACGCAACAUAUGUCUUUAACUCACCCAGCGGAGUCAGAGCUGCGACACUGCUUCUUAUGUCCCAAAACCUUCUAUACUUUUGAACACCUUAAUGAGCACUUGACACAACAGCAUUGUUUAACCCAAGAUAGUGUCAAUAGCGUCGAAAGCAUUGCCCCAUUGCUCUGUCCUAACGGGAAGAAGUUUAUUAAGUGCAAAAUUUGCUCUUCGGAUUUCCGAACAAUGGCUAAUCUUAGUGAUCAUUAUUCGCUUAGUGUAUGCACAGUCCAACCAUCGGCUACUUCUUAUUCGAUAACAAACCAAAAGGGAUUCGAAUUGCACUUAGAUUUGGAUUCCGAGACGGAAGCAGAAGAAAAUACCCACGCUGAAGCCAAAGAUAUUGACCAACGAUACAUGUGUUCACUGUGUAACUUGUCUUUUGGGCGCAAAUACCAAAUGACUCAGCACCAACGAUCAAUGCACUUCUACGAACAUUUGCCUUUGAAAUGUGAAAAAUGCAUUUUUAGAACAUCGUGCCAGAAACUUCUAGAAUAUCACACAUCGACUCAGUGUUACAAUGUAGACAAACAAUAUCAUUGUAGCAUUUGCAAAUUCAAGUUUAUGUGGCAAGAAAAUUUGGAACUUCAUCUGGACUUGUUUCAUAAAAAAAGUGACGAGCAAGUCGAUGAUCCAACAACUGCGACAAUCGGAAACCAUAGUCAGAUAGAAACCCAUAAAGGUGAAACAAAUAUAUUUGAGUGCAUGCAGUGUCAUCGUCGUUACAACCGUAGAGAUCGUUACAAGGCACAUUUUAGAAAAUUUCAUAACAAUGAGACUUUUAGCCAAGAUGAAUCCCUGAAAAUCCGAGAGCGUGGAAAGUCUUCGCCAAAUAAUAAAACUAAAAACUUUUUAUGUGCUUUUUGCGGUGUAUCAUUUUCAAACAACUCAAAUCUUACCGUUCACAUGAGACGACAUACGGGUGAGAAACCUUUCAAAUGCGAUCUUUGCGAAAUGGCAUUUCCGCGAUCCUCCGACCUGCAGUCUCAUCGACGCACUCAUACUGGAGAAAAACCUUACAAAUGCUCUCAUUGUGAAAAAUCGUUUUCAAGACAAUAUAAAUUAAAUGUGCAUAUGCGCAUUCAUACAGGCGAGCGGCCAUAUUCUUGCACGUAUUGUGCAAAAAGUUUUACUCAGUCAAAUGAUCUAACUCUACAUCAUCGUCGACACACCGGGGAAAGACCUUAUUUGUGUAACAUAUGUGGAGAAGGUUUUAUUUGUGCAACAUCUCUAAAGCAGCACAAAAAUUCCAAAGGCCACUAUGAAACCGCUGAUUCGGAAAAUGAACGUGGACAAAAUUUAUCAAAUUUCGAGAUGAACUUCUGAGAAGCCACAUGACAUGAGACCCUGGAUAGAUAUAUAGAUGUACACUCAAUAUUACCGACGCCACACCGCCUUUUACCUUUUUAGUUCACAAAUUACUAACCACAGUCUUGAUCUUAAAUCACAAAGAAGCAUUGCAGCAUAAAUAGCAUCUACAAUGUGCCGAAAUUUGCCGAUAUCACUGCAUGAACUAGAGAGUAGUUCUUACUGAUUAAGCAAAACGACAUUUUACGGGAAGAAAAUGGUGUAAAAUGUCAAAUAAAAUCUUACUUGACAAAACAAAA
This is a messenger RNA of Musca domestica (house fly), 5359 nucleotides long. RefSeq names its product zinc finger protein Xfin. Gene Ontology annotation, molecular function: chromatin insulator sequence binding; zinc ion binding. The record is from RefSeq and is a predicted model, not a curated record. Gene Ontology annotation, biological process: regulation of transcription by RNA polymerase II. Bases 201 to 5078 code for a protein of 1625 amino acids. The transcript has 10 exons. Gene Ontology annotation, cellular component: nucleus; chromosome. NCBI's taxonomy places the organism in Eukaryota, Metazoa, Arthropoda, Insecta, Diptera, Muscidae.